Ectocarpus sp. CCAP 1310/34 is the source of this 1968-nucleotide messenger RNA. Lineage: Eukaryota; Phaeophyceae; Ectocarpales; Ectocarpaceae. The record is from the annotation of a GenBank genome assembly.
AUGGGGGUGCGGGGCGCGCAACAAGAUCCAAGCGCGCGAAAGGAAGGAGAGUACAUGGAUCUCGCAGACGACGACAUUCUAGGCCAACAGCUACGCGAGCUAGACUCCAACAUGAGCACCAUGUUCCAAAACCUUGAAAAUAAAGUAGGGAAGGACGGCAAAAAGGACUCCGAUUUGUUCAAGAAUGCCGACGUUCAAGAGAACCGCUCCAAGGAAGAAGACGUGGAAAGGAAACGCGAGGAGCAAGGCCGACAGAAAGAACGGGCGGCCCUCCUGGCGCAGCUGAAGGGCCUGUCUGAUGGUGGGCUGACAAGGCGUCCGAAGUGGCGAUGGAUCGCGGAGGGUGUCCAUGACCCUCCCCCCGACCGGGUCUUGAAGGGAAAGCACCUUUGGAAGGCGGCGGCGUUGCUGAUCAUCGUGUUUUUCGUCCGGCCGAAGAGGACGCUCAUGCAACGAAAAGCGAGGUCCAAGGACCGCGAUACGCAAGACUGGAACGCGACGCUGACCAUCUACUUCGACCGAUGCCAGACGUGGCUACUGAAAGUCGCGAGGGUGCCGGUCGGUAAUUCUGUGCUCAAGAACAGCGCACUAAACUUUCGGCUGAACCGCCUAGACGGCAAGAGGGAAGCUUUCGGCGGGGCGGCCGCUUCAGGGGGCGGGAAUGCUAGAGGGGGCUUCGUGAGCGCCCUUGUCAGGAAGGUGGCCAGGGGGAUCAACCACGAGAACCUGGCGCUGACGCUCAUGCGCCUCAAAGUGCACGUGAAAGGCGUCUUGAACGGCCUGACUCAGGAGAUGCCUCCGACGGACAUCAUGACUUUCUUCAGCUACCUUGCGGCGGACGGCAACUACUUCCCAGACGGUUUCUUUUUCGAGAAGGAGACCAAUAUGCUCGCCUUCGACGAGCUCGGCGCCGUGCGAAAUCUCACCCCGACCACGGACCGUCCUGACGACUUCAAUGACACGCUCUACGCCUUGCACAACAGCAAGGUAUUGGAAGAGGAGCUCGCAGCUGACCACCAGGACCACCACGAAGGCUUCUUGGACGCGCACCACCUGGGAUGGCUGGUUGACGCUGGACACAGUCUGUUGGAGGGCACGAAGGCGGGCAUGGCUGGCCACGCCGCCGCCACCGCCGCCGCGACUCGGCCGACCGACUUGAGAGCAGCCGUGUUGCACGGGCAUGAGCACCUCCCCGGGAAGUUCAGGCCGCUGUAUCGCCACGAGGCAAACGGUCAAUGGUUCGACACGUCGUUUGUGGAAAUGAUCCUGACCAACUAUCUCAUGGUGCGGGUGUUGAUACCGUGGAUUUUGCUGUACCCGCAAGAGUCCGGACUGGUCCCGUCCAGCGGCGUGAAGCAGUCGCUCCUCAUGCAUAACUGCCAGGUGCUGGCUUCGACGGUGUAUCUGAUCGUGCGGAUUCUUCGGCCGGAGCUCACGGUUCCCAACGCCGAUACCAUGCAAGCGGCCAUGGCGGAGGAGACCGAGCGAGCGGCAAAAAUCGCAGCAGCAGCAGCUGCUGCUGCUGCUGCUGCAACCGCCGCAGACGAUGACAGCAAUGACGACAAUGACGACGACGACAAUGACAAUGACGAGGGGCAGGACGGCAGCAACAGAGACGAGGCCGGCCGAGCCGAACCGGGAGAGGCAAAGAAGGGAGGGGCGAAGACGAACAAGCUGGGUGCUCGCAGGCGGGGAAGUCGCGCUGCCGCGCCCGUGAUACGGCCGAGAACUGUACGGGAGAUCAUGCAGACGAGGCGGUACGUGAGCGUCAGCGAUAGGCAGCUGGUGCCUGCAUUGUUGCCGGAUGUUUACUUCUUGCCGUUUGCGGAGCAGAUGAGACCGUGGGUGCUACAACUCGCAGCUGAGUUUGACAGCUGGAUGCAAAGGGUCGUGGCCGAAGUCAUGGGCAAGGUCGAGGGUAGCGCCAUGAGACAAGAGCGGGCAGCACCAAAGGAUCAGGCUGACUGA